Molecule: messenger RNA, 4382 nt
Organism: Varroa destructor (honeybee mite)
Lineage: Eukaryota; Metazoa; Arthropoda; Arachnida; Mesostigmata; Varroidae
Gene: Abi
Product: tyrosine kinase Abl
Biological process (GO): neuron migration
Cellular component (GO): actin-based cell projection; SCAR complex; lamellipodium
Molecular function (GO): signaling adaptor activity; SH3 domain binding
Source: RefSeq, a predicted model, not a curated record
ACCUGCGUGUCCUAUUAUAAAAUUUCUCUUACUGAUAUACUCAAGCAUGUAUGUUUGUUAUUCCAAUACAAUUCUUACAUUUUAUAAUUAAAUUAUACACCACUGCUGUGGAUGUACCGCUGGUAUUCAUCGCACAUGUGUUGUUAUAUAAUAUACAUAUAAUACUAGAGUGAAAAUGGGACGGGUGAGAUAUACUAUAUACUAAUUUAGUCUUCUCAGUAUUUAACGACAUUUGUUUUCUUCAGCAGUGGUGUGGUUGAUUUGUGUUAUGAUAAUUAGUGUUAUAGAUGUUAUAGUAUUAAUUGAUCAGAUUUUGAAACAACUGCCUUAAGAUUUAAAUUUACAGUUUAACAUUGACAAUUAUUUUCAUAGCUCUCAAAGGCUCCUCCGCCCGCAGUUUUUAUAGCGCAACGGAGGACUUCACACAACCGCAACACAAAAAUAAAGAAACGUGUUGAGGUGUUAUUAUUACCCGAAGAGAAAAAGAGACGCAGAAAAAGAGAGAUAGGGAGAGAUAGAGAGAGCGGGUAAAAGUGGAAUGAAUCGAGAAGGUUCGUUCUUUGAGCAUUUACGAACGGUUGUCGGAAUCGCUGCAGCGGAACUACAGAAACCAGUGUGCAUUACUAAGUGAUCUCGGUUGGCCAAAACAACCAAUAUCUGCAGGAAGAGUGACAACGGUUAGCGUUUGCAGCAGUUACUUCAGUGCCCCUCGGCUCAGAUCCUCCGUCGCCGCUUGCAAAAAUGAUGGAAGAACUGCAGACGCUCAUGUGUCAGGAGAUUCCUGAAGGACGCCAAAGUAUUAAAGAUUCCCAUACUAACUUAGAAAAAGUGGCUGAAUAUUGUGAAGCUAACUACUUCCAGGCUGAGAACAAGACCCAAGCUCUGGAAGAAAGUAAAAAGUAUACAACACAAUCACUUGCUUCCGUAGCAUACCAAAUUAACACUCUUGCCUUCAAUCUUCUGCAUCUAUUAGAUCUACAGACCGCGCAACUGGCCUCUGUAGAGUCACAGGUCAACCAUAUUGCACAAACCGUAUCUAUUCAUAAGGAAAAAGUAGCUCGGAGGGAAAUUGGCGUCCUUACAACAAACAAAAACACAAUUCGCCAGCACAAAAUUUUGGCACCUGCCAACCAGGAGAAACAAGUCAAAUACGUACGGAAGCCAAUCGAUUAUUCAGCACUAGAUGGCGUUGGACAUGCCGCCCGUAUUGUGCCCCAAACCCAUGGCCACCCACAGAGCCAGAGUAUACACGGUGUUGUUAACUAUAGUCAAACAGCACCUCGAGCGCGCCGAAGCUCUUCUUCAAGUGGGCAAGGACCAGCGGGGCCUGCGCCCACCCAAAAGCCACCCACACCACCGGGGCAACAAAUGGGAGCCGGGGGAAUGAGUAUGGGCGGUGGCGGUGGAACUUUACGAAGGAGUGAAUAUCGUUCUACGCCCCCGAUUGCGCCACCUCAGCUGCCUAAUAAUUAUGCGCCAAAUUAUCCCAUGGGGUCGGCAAUGAUGGGACCCAAUUCAAUAAUCAGUACUAGUGGUGGACCCAGAAGAAGUGCUUCGAAUUGCAGCACCUUGCCACAUCCUCAGGUUGCCGCUGGGCAUGGAGUAACUCGUAGUGAAUACCUGAUUCAGCAGCAACAGUUACAUCAACAACAAAUGAUGAGUCACUAUCGCCAAGGGAUGAUGGUACCAGUUUCUUCUGCUGGAGGAACAGCAGCUGUUCAACAUCAUCCGGAUUCUCAACAUAUGAUGGGUACACAUGCAAUGGGUCUAGGACAUGGCGCAGGUGUUCACUAUAGCAGUAAUCAUGGGCAUGCUAUCCCCGGCGGGCCCACUACACAGAUAGGCUCUUCUCAACGGGCCGAAGCUCUUCCCGCCCCACCGGCAAACAUGAUGGCCCCUGCGGGCUCUAGUCCUGCGCCACCUCCUCCUGUUUCUUCUUCCAAUGGUCCUACAACCAGCGUGACUGGGAACAUGCCGCCACCUCCGCCGCCUCCCGGAGGAAAUAUAUCGCCGCCGUUGCCUCCUCCCCCUGAGGAAUUAUCAUCACCACCUACAGCCGCAUCGAACGCUAGUAGUGGCACUACUGGCGAUCCUACUGGCCAACGCGGCUCCAGCUCAAGUGGUGAACCAGCGUGGGCACCGGCAAAUUACCUUGAGAAAGUUGUAGCUAUUUAUGACUAUCAGGCUGAUAAAGCAGAUGAGUUAAGCUUUGCCGAAAACGCUCUUAUUUACGUUAUUAAGAAGAAUGAUGAUGGCUGGUACGAGGGAGUCAUGGAUGGUGUUCAGGGGCUCUUUCCAGGAAACUAUGUUGAGCCAUGCAUGUAAAGAGAGCCUGUAGACCGAACCGUAUAAACUUUCGGGGAAUGAAAGAAGUCUAGUCUUCAGUUGAAAGAAUUUCGUUCAGUUUAAAUUGCUGUUGAGUACCGAGUGUCUUUUACUAGGCUGACAUUUGCUGAACACGAAUCGUUUCAGAAUAACUACUUGAUCGGCGUGGACUAGUCCAACGCAAUUCAAGGUUAUGGCGCACAAACAUGAUUGGUUUUGGAAUUGCCUGAAGUUGUGCAAUUUCGGUGUGCAAGCCCACUUAAACUACUUAAAAUCGAGUAUAUGUAUAUGACACAGGUUUUUCGUAUUCAAAUGUUGGAAUAAAGUAGUGAGUAUGUUACGAUGUAAAGAAUGAUUCUUUACUAUUUUCUAAAUCGUUAAAAAAUGUGUGGAUUAAAAACCUGAUUAUUUUCGAAAAGGGAUUCUCAAAUAUCAUGCUUUUUUUCGCAGCUUCCUUGUUCUGUAUCAGGCUAAUUAAAGUCGUAAUACUAAAAUAGAACUAAGUGUUAAAGUAUAAUCGGAACUGAAUAUUAUUUCUUCCAUUCAAUUACUUCACGCGUAUUCAUGAGAUAUGUUUAAAUGUACCAGAUAUAUAAAGGAGAACGCAACUAAAUGAAACUUUUGGAAACGUAAAAGCAAAACCAGACCUCUGAGUAGAUAUGAAGCCAACAAGACCUCGACUAUAUAUUAAAUAUUAUUGCUAAAUAUUGCCCCUUAAAUGCUUAACAUCUGCAGAUCAGAUGGAAAUACAAAAAUAGAAUAGGGAUAUAAGUAGGAUAGAUAGAUCACUAAUCGAGAAGUAAGAGUGAUAAUUACAAGAGAAAGUAAGAAUCUGAUAUGUAUAUAAAUCUAUCAUCAUUAAUUUAUGCUAAUUUAAUGAAUAUAGUAAAGUUCUUCGUUGUAAAAAGUGUCUCCAAAUAGUCUAGAACCACAGAUAUGAAAUUAAUGCCGAAAGCCACCAUGCACCGCAUUAGUGUCAUUGUCGUUAAGUUAAAAAAAAUGGGUGAGUUAUUGUCACUAUUGUAACAUCUUAUUACAAGGGAGUUGAUAAAUGAUUAUAUAAAAGGAAUAAAUCUAUGUUUGUUAUUUUAAUCACAAAGGAAGGACCACGAUAUGCCAAGCCAAUAUCAAAUGAAUGUGCAAGAAACUCUAAACUGUAAGAAUGGCCUCAAAUUGUCUCGAACCGAGACAACGUGGUCUACAAAAUGAGUGAACCUGAAAAUGAUGAAUGAUAAAACCUCGGAUUAAGAUGUCCGAUCAACCCGUAAAAAACGAUCAACGCUUUUCGGAGUUUUGCGAUUAUUCUCUCCCAGUUAAUUACAAUAACUAAUUUCGAUAUCAUUUGAGUAAAUGAUAACUUUGAUGUUUUGAUAAAUUACGUCUUUGAAUAAGCUUAUAUACAUUUGUGAAAGUUAUUUCUACCGAUAAUCACUAGCACGCCUAUAUAUCAGCAGCUGUUGCUUGAUCUCGGUGACCGAGCGGAUACUUAGGUGCACUGAAGUUACAGGCAAAUUCUCAUUUUAGAUUAUAUAUAUAUGUACUUAUUUUCACGCUACAAAUAUUUCCAUUAACGCAUAAACAUCUGAUGCCAAAGUCUUCUUUGACUCAGCUUUAAAAUUACAUUUCUUCUGAAAUAUACAGCUAGAAGCAUGCUUUGGGUAAUGAUGUAUUUUUUAGCAAACCUUCGGACAUAGACCCUAAAAACACCACCUCUCUGAACUAAUCUCACUCAAUUCUUCUCCCGGGGGUAUUACCUGAGAAAUCGUCUAAAAAAUAAGGGAAGGUUAAGUAUGUGAAAAUUACAGUCGCGUUAGGCACUAGAUAGGAUAAAGCGAUCCUUGUUAAACAAGUCAACAUUCUGCCGAAUAGUGUAACUGAUAUACAAUUUUUUUUUUUCGCUGCAUGCUAAAAACGAAACUGCUUCUGUAUGAAGCUUGUGAACAACCAAUGCUUGUUCUGGGUGUUACGCAAGACCUGUGUGUCAAGAUUUCAUAAUCGUAAUUGGUGGAAGUACUCGUUAGCGUGGAGUUCCAAGGUCAGGACAACCUUCAUUGGCC